UUGGAGUAAAGAAAUACCCACUGACAGAUCUGACUAGGCUACCCAACUCUCAUUCGACUGAAAAUGUAUAAACUACAGUUGUUGAGUGUUUUUUUAAAUGAUCGUUUAACGGCGGCUGCUGUGGAGAUUUUCGGGGAAGUAGAGAAAAUGUUAGUGGAGUACCAGGAGGAGAAUAAUCGUCUACGGAGCCUGCUGCGGAUCACACCGGACAUAAAACUAUGUAGAAUAGACUCCCUGCAAGUCUCUCUCGCUGACUCUGAAGAGGAGGUUCCCCCUGAACAGCAGCACUGUGAGCAGGAGUGGAGUAACAGUCUGGGGCAGGAGGACCCUGAGUCCACACAGAUUAAAGAGGAACAGGAGGAAGUCAGGACCAGUCAGGAGGAAGAGCAGCUUCAAGGGCUGGAGGCUGAUAUCAUAGAGUUCAAUUUCACUCCUUCCUGUGUGAAAAGUGAAUGUGAUCAUGAGGACCCACUUCAGUCCUUGACUCUUCCCCAAACCCAGACUGUGGAGAACAGAGACAGAGACUCUAAACCAGUAGAUACUGAACCUUUUGGCACUGUGACCCACCUAAAAGGUUUCAAAAUUCCUUGUGGCCCUCCAGAUAAUCAGAACAUUGCUUACAGCCACAGUUCAGCCAUAUGCAGCAACCCAGUAGGACUUGAUAGCAGCCCACAAUUGGAUCCCAACCCACAAUUGGAUCUUAAUCCACCAAUGGGGGAACUCUGCACCUGCCCCUUUUGUGGCAAGACCUUCAAACAAAAAGGAAAUCUGUCCAUGCACAUGAGGAUUCACACAGGAGAGAAACCUUUUAGCUGUGGUGACUGUGGGAAGAGCUUUAUUCAGAAGGGGGACCUAAGGAGACAUAUACUGACUCACACAGGAGAGAAACCAUUCAGUUGUAAUUUUUGCUGUAAAAGCUUCAAUCAGAAAGGGGACCUAAGGAGACAUAUCCUGACUCACACAGGAGAGAAACCAUUUAGCUGUGAUUACUGUGGUAAAGGAUUCAUUCGCAAGGAGCACCUAACUGCACAUAUACGGACUCACACAGGAGAAGUGUCGGUCUCAAGCAGAACCUAACCUUGCAGAAACUGAUAAAUAGAUCUGUGAUCAAUUUUAAUGUUGAAAACAUUGUAUGUAAAUAAAGUUUGAUUUGAAUGAUGAGGUACUUAUCAAGCAGUACAGAGUAUUGUAGGACAUUCACAGGUCUGCUGUUCAAAGUCUGUAGAAUCGUUGUCUUCGUUAGAAACAGGAAUAUCUGAUCGUUUGAUUAGGAUCUCGUGGUGAUAAAGGGGCAGGCUGAUGUUAUUGAUGCCAUGAAAUACAAUUCCAGAAAAUAUCUCCUUCCGUUUUGUCCCAAAGAGUUUUUUCUCAUCAAUUCAGACCUAAUGCUGCUCAUUCACUAUCUGUAUUUCGAUUCGAUAUUGUGAUGUUAUUGCUAUUUGAUGUACAUAAACAUAUUACUCCUUAUAUGUCUCCUGCAGAGAGACGAGAGAGCAUCAGAAAAUGUGUUUUGAUCAUGGAAAUAAAAGUG
Messenger RNA from Salvelinus namaycush (lake trout), 1531 nucleotides. Its product is annotated as chorion transcription factor Cf2-like. NCBI's taxonomy places the organism in Eukaryota, Metazoa, Chordata, Actinopteri, Salmoniformes, Salmonidae. Gene Ontology annotation, molecular function: RNA polymerase II cis-regulatory region sequence-specific DNA binding; DNA-binding transcription factor activity, RNA polymerase II-specific. Gene Ontology annotation, cellular component: nucleus. The record is from RefSeq and is a predicted model, not a curated record. The coding region runs from base 64 to 1077 and encodes 337 amino acids. The transcript has 2 exons. Gene Ontology annotation, biological process: regulation of transcription by RNA polymerase II.